AUGUCGGUAGUUAAAAGAAUUAUUAAGCCUAUUUUUCUUCGUGAUGACGUGUGUCCAGGUGCUUUGCUUAUAGAAGAAAUUGACAUGGUAUCAAAAGCUUUGAAAAACCCUCUUGCACGCUUACCUUUAGAAGCCGUCGAUUUUGGUUAUGCAUUUAAUGAGCUUUCUACCAAAAACAAUAUUUCACCAGAGUCUUUAAAGAACGUUCAAAAUCGCAGAAGAACUUCUAAAACGAUUACCACAUAA
Molecule: messenger RNA, 246 nt
Organism: Macrosiphum euphorbiae (potato aphid)
Lineage: Eukaryota; Metazoa; Arthropoda; Insecta; Hemiptera; Aphididae
Source: the annotation of a GenBank genome assembly